ACUCGCAUUUUUGGUUGCAGAGAGUGAAAAUGCUAUCCACACUCCAACCUCCGCGCUCACUCUCUCACUUCCGCACUAAACCCCUCCUCCUCCGCCGCCACACCUCCCUUAAACCCCUCUCCUCCUUAUCCUCACAGCCCGUCACCCACUCCACCCUCACAGACCAAUCCCAAUCCCAAAUCCUCUCCACCCGCGACUCCCUCCUCUCGCGCCAAAUCACCGCCGCCGAGCUCGCCGAGUCCUUCCUCGCCCGCCUCCGCCGCACCGAGCCCCACCUCCGCUCCUUCCUCCACGUCUCCGACGCCGUCCUCACCCAGGCCCGCGACCUCGACGACAAGCUUCGCCGGAAUGAGGAGGUGGGACCCUUGGCCGGGGUCCUUGUGGCGGUGAAGGAUAACAUAUGUACGGCGGAGAUGCCGUCCACGGCGGGGUCCAGGGUUUUGGAGGGCUAUACGCCGCCGUAUGAUGCCACCGCCGUCAGGAAGAUCAAGGAGUUGGGUGGGAUUGUGGUGGGCAAGACCAAUUUGGAUGAGUUUGGGAUGGGUAGCACCACCGAAGGCUCCGCCUUUCAGGUGACUGCAAACCCAUGGGACACGACACGGGUGCCAGGAGGGUCAUCAGGAGGCUCAGCUGCAGCUGUAUCUGCUAGGCAGAGUAUGGUAUCGUUGGGAAGUGAUACUGGUGGAAGUGUGAGGCAGCCAGCAUCGUUUUGUGGUGUUGUUGGGUUGAAGCCCACGUAUGGGCGCGUAUCGAGGUUUGGACUUAUGGCAUAUGCGUCAUCUCUUGAUGUUAUUGGCUGCUUUGGAACAUCUGUUGCUGAUGCUGGGAUUCUUCUUCAUGCAAUUUCUGGUCAUGAUAGACUUGAUGCUACCAGCAGCAAGCGUGAGGUUCCUGACCUUGCAUCUCAAUUUGUUUCCAUUAGUUUGCUACAGUCUAAACCUCUGAAAGGACUAAAAAUUGGUCUGAUCCGUGAAACUCUCGAUGAUGGUGUUGAUAUUGGAGUAACUUCUGCAAUUCGUACUGCUGCACUGCAUCUUGAAGAAUUAGGAUGCUCCGUAACAGAGGUCUCAUUACCAUCUUUCUCACUUGGAUUGCCAGCCUACUAUGUCAUUGCUUCAUCCGAGUCAUCUUCGAACUUAUCGCGUUAUGAUGGUCUCAGGUAUGGAAACCAAGUUGCUGCUGAUGAGCUGAACUCGCAAUACAUGGACUCCCGCGCCAAGGGAUUUGGUUCUGAGGUCAAAAGGAGAAUUCUGACCGGAACAUAUGCCCUUUCAGCUGGUUAUUAUGAUGCAUAUUAUAAACGCGCCCAGCAGGUGAGGACGAUAAUUCGGAAAAGCUUCAAGGCGGCACUGGACGAACAUGACAUAUUAAUCUCACCUGCUGCUCCAUCUGCUGCGUAUAAGAUUGGUGAAAAGAAAAAUGAUCCGUUAGCAAUGUAUGCGGGCGACAUAAUGACGGUUAAUGUUAACUUGGCAGGUCUACCUGCAUUGGUUCUGCCAUGUGGAUAUGCCGAAGGGGGGUCAGCAGGCCUUCCAGUUGGUCUUCAAAUGAUUGGUGCAGCAUUCGAUGAGGAAAAGUUGCUUGGAGUGGGUCACAUCUUUGAGCAGACCCUUCAAAAUUGCAGAUUUGUACCUCCAUUGAUAGCAGAUGAGGAUAAACCAUGCUAGCUACCAGAAUUGAUGGUUGGAUGUGCUGAUUGAAAAGAUGAUUUUGAAUCAAUGUAAUCUAUCACAAACAAUUAGUUCAGUUAGAUUUGAGCAAAUCAGAUUACAAAUUUGUUUCCACUCUCCGAUUCGAACCUGAGAAGGUGCUUUAAGUCAACGAACUAUUCGAGGAUUGGAUAGAGGCAGUGCAAUAUAAUGUUUAACUUCUAUAAAUUACCAGCUGUUUAUCUUGCCUAAAUUUUGUGA
This is a messenger RNA of Rosa chinensis, 1910 nucleotides long. Its product is annotated as glutamyl-tRNA(Gln) amidotransferase subunit A, chloroplastic/mitochondrial. Gene Ontology annotation, cellular component: glutamyl-tRNA(Gln) amidotransferase complex. Gene Ontology annotation, biological process: translation. The record is from RefSeq and is a predicted model, not a curated record. NCBI's taxonomy places the organism in Eukaryota, Viridiplantae, Streptophyta, Magnoliopsida, Rosales, Rosaceae. Bases 30 to 1667 code for a protein of 545 amino acids. Gene Ontology annotation, molecular function: glutaminyl-tRNA synthase (glutamine-hydrolyzing) activity. The transcript has 10 exons.